Helobdella robusta is the source of this 1212-nucleotide messenger RNA. RefSeq lists its product as hypothetical. Bases 1 to 1212 code for a protein of 403 amino acids. NCBI's taxonomy places the organism in Eukaryota, Metazoa, Annelida, Clitellata, Rhynchobdellida, Glossiphoniidae. The record is from RefSeq and is a predicted model, not a curated record. Gene Ontology annotation, biological process: phosphatidylinositol metabolic process. The transcript is spliced from 8 exons. Gene Ontology annotation, molecular function: phosphatidylinositol kinase activity.
AUGUCGACCACCAAACAAAAGAAAAAACAUUUAAAAGCCGUCAGACCAAAACUGAGGUUGUUCAGGGCAAAAGAGCCUCUGUUCAGUGUUUUCAUGUGGGGAAUCAACCAUUCGAUAUCUGAGCUCACACACGUCAGCACCCCAGUUAUGUUAAUGCCAGAUGAUUUUAAGGCUUACACGAAGACAAGAGUCGACAAUCACAUGUUUAAUAAGGAAAAUAUGCCUAGUCAUUUCAAGUUCAAAGAGUACUGCCCUAAUGUAUUCAGGAACCUAAGGGAGAGAUUUAAUGUUGAUGAUGAUACUUAUUUGAAAUCCCUAACUAAAGAUUGUCCCCAGGAUUUGAAGACGAACGCCAAAGCAGGAAGCAGCAGUCGGCCGAUGCAGUCGUACGAUAAAAUUUUCUUCAUCAAGACAAUAUCGAGUGAACAAGUUGCUGAGAUGCAUAGAAUACUCAAGGAGUACCACCAGUAUAUAGUGGAGCGCCAUGCAGACACACUGCUCCCCCAAUAUUUAGGGAUGUACCGAGUUUCUAUAAAUGACUCAGAAACUUAUUUGCUCGUUUCAAAGAAUAUAUUUAGCAGACGAUUUACUAUACAUAAGAAAUAUGAUCUGAAGGGUUCGACAGUCUCUAGACAAGCGAGCGACAAAGAAAAGUCGAAGGACCUGCCCACCCUGAAGGACAACGACUUCCUCAGCGACAGGCGCAUCAUCCAGGUCGGUCAGGAGAAACGUGAUAAGUUGCUCACAACUCUGAAAGCUGACACAGAGUUCCUGGCCAACUUGAGCCUCGUCAACUACAGUUUGGUGGUCGGCAUACACGAUCGGGACAGUGACGAUGCCGAGCCACUGGUCCUUUCGUCUGACAACGACCUCGAGGACGACGACGACGACAACAAUACGUCAUCUCCGAGCGGGCGGGGCGACCCGACGCCCCCCGAGAGCCCUCAGAAUGUUCGGAGCUAUCCGGGUUACGCAGACGGCGAGUUAGACCCCUUUCUAGAACCGUUCGGGAUUAAAAGUUGCGAAUCUUGCCCACGGCCGGAGAUAUACUUCCUGGCGAUAAUAGACAUCCUAACCCACUACGGUGUCAAGAAGUCCAUAGAGCAGACAGCAAAGACAGUUAAGUACGGACCCGGAGCUGAAAUAUCGACCGUGGCCCCGGAUGUCUAUGCUAGAAGAUUUCAGGAAUUCGUCGAGAGGAUAACCGAGUGA